Rasamsonia emersonii CBS 393.64 is the source of this 582-nucleotide messenger RNA. RefSeq lists its product as uncharacterized. The coding region runs from base 1 to 582 and encodes 193 amino acids. Lineage: Eukaryota; Fungi; Ascomycota; Eurotiomycetes; Eurotiales; Trichocomaceae. The record is from RefSeq and is a predicted model, not a curated record. The transcript is spliced from 2 exons.
AUGCCGCCCCUGCAAAAGUCUUGCCGGAAGCGCCCUGCGGACAGCGACCCAGACGGCGAACCACCCGUAAAGAAAUUUGGACGUCUGCACAUUGGUACAUUGGACAACGACAACACCAGCCAUGAGGUAGCAACCCAAGAAUCGACAACUGGGGAAGACUCGCGGUCGAGCGAUUUUAUGCUGCUGGAUGAUACGAAGCACACAGCCUAUGUUUACGAUCUAGAUCGGGAGUUGGAGGAAAUAGAGGCUCAGGAAAAGCGCAUUUCAUUUCUGCCGGAGAUCGAGAAGACACUGAACUCCAUCCCGAAGGCUGUUCUCAAAGACCCGAAGCCGGACAACGAGAUCGUUCUUUACCGAGUACCGACCUCGCUAACAGUCCCUGAAGAAAAAGAUAGCGUUCGGAGAGCUAUCCUGGAAUCUAGAGCACGCGCCAGAGCACAACAACAAAGGGAGAAUGAAAAAAUUCAUACUGCAAAGGCUGACACAGAAUAUAGCAAAAGCACAUCUCAGAACUCUGCCAACGUUUUACUGGCGUCACCAGAAGAUGGUAAUGAUGUAAUGGACAUCGAUACCGAAUCAUAA